Molecule: messenger RNA, 789 nt
Organism: Entamoeba dispar SAW760
Lineage: Eukaryota; Evosea; Mastigamoebida; Endamoebidae
Exons: 1
Coding region: 1-789 (262 amino acids)
Molecular function (GO): hydrolase activity
Source: RefSeq, a predicted model, not a curated record
AUGGAAAACAUACAAUUUAUCUCUGAUUUACAUCUGGAUGAACCCUUCUGUUCAGAAUAUUUCCAGUCACACCCAAUUCGUGUUAUGGCUAAAUACCUUGUUGUUAGUGGUGAUUUGUGUGACCAUGACUCUUUAAAUAAUGUUCAAUGGUUUUUUGAUUGGUGUAGUAUAAAUUAUGAACAAACAUACAUUCUUUAUGGCAACCAUGACUGUUUCGGCAUAACUAAUUUAGAACAACUAAUGAGUGGUUGGAAUAAAAGUGUCCGCUCAAAUGUUCAUUAUGUAAAUAACUCUAACAUACUGAUCAAUUCAACAGAACUGUUCUUCACUACAUUAUGGAGUGAGUUAGAUAUCAAUGACAAACAAUACUUGUUAAACAAUGCAGUAGACUUUGAUAAAAUUAAAUACAACAACUCUACAUCACUUUCAUUUGAACUUUAUAACUAUGUUCAUACUGUUUGUAGAAAUUGGUUAAAAGAAAAGAUACAAAAUUCUAGAGCCCAAUACAAAAUCGUAUUUUCUCAUCACUGCCCAACAACGUCAUUGUCUAAAAAAAAAGACUCUCUAUUUAGUCUGUUUAGAAGUAAUGACGAAGAUUUAAUGAAAGGAGUUAAUCUUUGGGUUUAUGGACAUACUCAUUUUAAUAUAUCUCCAAAAUGGUUUGAGGAGACAUUGUUGGUAUCAAACCAAUUUGGCCAUUUUAAAGAGAAAGAUCAUACUGGCUGGAACCCUCAACAAACAACUAAUUCUGUAUGUCAGAGAGAACUCAAAUCACUUUACAAGGAAUAA